This is a messenger RNA of Acipenser ruthenus (sterlet), 2834 nucleotides long. RefSeq names its product far upstream element-binding protein 2-like. The transcript has 19 exons. The record is from RefSeq and is a predicted model, not a curated record. Gene Ontology annotation, molecular function: mRNA binding. Gene Ontology annotation, cellular component: cytoplasm; nucleus. Bases 174 to 2255 code for a protein of 693 amino acids. Gene Ontology annotation, biological process: regulation of DNA-templated transcription. NCBI's taxonomy places the organism in Eukaryota, Metazoa, Chordata, Actinopteri, Acipenseriformes, Acipenseridae.
CUCGCAUUGGCGGGGGUUACAGCCUCGUGCGCGGUUCUGUUCUCCCAUUGGUCAGCGCUGAGGCUUUUCCUCGCCGCUUCAACUAUCCUAGGACAUUUCUCGGCCUCCCCUUUUCCGCUUCUGCGCAGUUCUCCUAGACUUGUUCCGCUCGUCUCUCCGCAAGUACAGUCACAAUGUCGGAAUUUAACGCGGUGCCGACCGGGCCCGGAGUUCCAGCCUCUACCCAGCAACCGCCCGGAGCAGGCGGCCCUGGGAUCAGGAAAGACGCUUUCGCCGACGCGGUGCAGAGGGCCCGGCAGAUAGCAGCCAAGAUCGGAGGCGACACCGGGACACCGCCGAUUAAUAACAGUGCGACGCUGCCGGAGUUCCCUUUUCCGGGGCAGAAACGACAGCUGGAGGACGCAGAACAGCCAGACAGUAAGAAACUAGCUUCUCAGAAUGACCCAGUCGGAGCACAGCUUGCUGCUAUCCACCAGCAAAGGACGACUAUAACCGAGGAGUACCGGGUGCCUGACGGCAUGGUGGGACUCAUAAUCGGACGGGGGGGUGAACAGAUCAAUAAAAUACAGCAAGACUCGGGGUGCAAGGUACAAAUAGCACCAGACAGCGGUGGUCUACCAGAUAGAAGUGUUUCUUUGACAGGGUCUCAAGACUCUAUCCAAAAAGCGAAGGGGCUCCUGGACGAAAUUGUCUCUCGUGGCCGAGGCGGUCCCCCCGGCCCCUUCCAUGACUCCACGAACGGGCAGAACGGCUCGGUGCAGGAGCUCAUGAUCCCUGCGGGCAAGGCGGGGCUCGUCAUCGGCAAGGGGGGCGAGACCAUCAAGCAGCUGCAGGAGCGUGCGGGUGUGAAGAUGAUUCUGAUUCAGGACGGCUCUCAGUCUGCGAACAUGGACAAGCCCCUGCGCAUCAUUGGAGACCCCUACAAAGUGCAGCAAGCUCGUGAAAUGGUGAUGGAGAUUCUGCGGGAGAGAGACCACGGUGGCUUUGGGGAGAGGAGCGAGUACGGCUCCCGAAUGGGAGCGGGGUCCGGAGGAGGGGGUUCUGGGUCUGGAGGAGGGGGCAUAGAGUCGUUCUCUCUGCAGAUCCCUGUGCCUCGGCACUCUGUGGGAGUGGUGAUUGGUCGAAGCGGCGAAAUGAUCAAAAAGAUCCAGAACGAUGCCGGAGUUCGAAUACAGUUCAAACCGGAUGAUGGCACGGGCCCCGACAAGGUGGCGCACAUCAUGGGCCCCCCAGAGCGCUGCGAGCAUGCGGCAAGCAUCAUCAAUGAGCUGCUGCAGAGCAUUCGGAGUGGUCCUCCAGGCCCCCCAGGUCCUGGGAUGCCCCCUGGGGGUCGUGGACGGGGGCGGAGUCAAGGGAAUUGGGGUCCCCCUGGGGGGGAGGUCACCUUCUCCAUCCCUAGCCACAAGUGUGGGCUCGUCAUUGGCAGAGGCGGGGAGAAUGUGAAAGCCAUUAACCAGGAGACGGGUGCGUUCGUGGAGAUCUCCAGACAGCCCCCGCCCAACGGGGACCCCAACUUCAAAUUGUUCAUCAUCCGGGGUUCCCCCCAGCAGAUUGACCACGCCAAGCAGCUCAUAGAGGAGAAGAUCGAGGCUCCUCUGUGUCCAGUUGGCCCUGGUCUGGGUGGUCCAGGCCCUUCAGGUCCAAUGGGCCCCUACAACCCAGGCCCGUACAACCAGGGGCCUCCUGGUGCACCCCCACACGGAGGACCCCCUCCCCCUCACCAGUACCCUCCCCAGGGAUGGGGCAACACCUACCAGCAGUGGCAGGCCCCCGGACCCCAUGACCCAAGUAAGGCGGCGGCAGCAGCAGACCCCAACGCAGCCUGGGCUGCUUACUACGCCCAGUACUACCAGCAGAGUGGCGCCCCAGUGCCAGGGCAGCCCGCCAGCACUCCCAGUGGAGCUACUGGUGAGCAGCCACCUGUUAGUCAGAACGCCACAGGACAACCAGAUUACACCAAGGCAUGGGAGGAGUACUACAAGAAACUAGCUCAGGCGUCUGGCACAGCAGCAGCAACGCCCCAAGCAGCCGCAGGUCAGACUGACUACAGCGCUGCCUGGGCAGAGUACUACAGACAGCAGGCAGCUUACUAUGGGCAGCCAGGGGCCCCCGUGCCGGUUCAACAGCAGCCUUCCUCACAGCAGGGGCAGCAGGUACAGAGACCCUACCCCCCCUAUCCAAUACCUCCUUACCCCCUAACUCUCAUAGCAGGGGCAGCAGGCCCAGUGAAGAGGGGAGGGGGAUACACAAUUUGAAAAGUGAACUCUUACGUCCUGUGAAAACAAACAUUCAGUUCAGUCCUCCUGGGUUUUCUUUUCUCCUUUUUUUUUUUUUUUUUUUUUUAAUAAACAUUGGGAUUGCCUGGCUGUAGGAUCUCUCCUCUCCUUGCCCCUCUAGUCAAGAAAUCUGCAAAGUUUUAUCUACAAUGAUCUAUCAAUGACACAAAAUCACGGCUUUUGAAUGAACAAACAUUUUCUGGCUGGUACAAGACUUGCAGAAAACUACAACUUCUGUCCAUUUGUAAACUUCAGGGUAGCACAAAAAAGAACAUUGUAUUGGGCUCUAAUCUACUUUUUGUUUUUAAUUGUUUUGUUUUUUUAAUUGUAGGAAAUGCGUUUUUUUUUUCUGACCCAAGAUGAACAUUCCCUUUUUUUUGGUAAAGUUGUCUUAUUUUUAUUUCACAACUGCUCUGAAGAAAUUAAGUGUUUUUUUUAAGCUGGGCUGUUAGUGAGUGGGUUUGUCUGUUUCAGCACGAGACACACAAUGAGUUGUACGCUUGGUUUUUACUUUUUAAUGCUAGUUUUUAAAACUUCACAAUAAACAAUAUCAAAAUG